This is a messenger RNA of Fomitopsis serialis, 1778 nucleotides long. RefSeq lists its product as uncharacterized. The record is from RefSeq and is a predicted model, not a curated record. Bases 84 to 1652 code for a protein of 522 amino acids. Lineage: Eukaryota; Fungi; Basidiomycota; Agaricomycetes; Polyporales; Fomitopsidaceae. The transcript is spliced from 8 exons.
GUUCAGUCUCAUACUACGCGUUACCUCGAACGACUACAGCGAUAUCCCCAACUCAACCUUGAAUCAACACCCGAAGUUCAAACAUGUUGAGUGCCCGUCCGCUAGCUCUGAACGCGAGCCUUCGCGACAGGACACUCCUUCAAGAGAACCUCCACCGCGUCCCUCUCACAGUCAAUGCCAAGGCAAAGACCGUUCAGACGCCCCGACGCCCGCUCACCAUCCAGUCGCACAAGAUUCUGAGUCGCAGUGCUAAGCCAAGCAUUCGCGUACAGAAACCGCUCGGCGACAAGACACCGUUCCCGAACCGCGUAGCCAAUGCGGUACCCUUCGACACUCCCGCCCCGCAGACAGCAAAGCUAGCGAAGCUCGCGCUGCUUGAGGCUCCACAGCAAACACUACCAGAGUCUUUCCUUCGACCCUCAUCUGCUAGGAAGAGCCUAAGAGCGCCGAGGGCCAGCGUCGGCGCGCAACAUCUUGACUUCAAGACGCCUGUGACGCUAGGAAACCACUGGGACGUUAGCGAUGGAGAGAUCGAAGUGGAGGCGGAUGAAGACGUCCUGGAGGUUGCGGAUGUAAGAGGGGAGGAUGACGAAGAGAUUGAGUACAUGCCUCCUACGGCAAUUGUCCCUGCGUACGAACCCCCCUUCGAGAUGCCCGAUUACAAGCAACUCGGCGCGACGAUGCGCGGGCUCGCUCACUCGUACAAGUUUGACGACACGGAUGAUCUCUACCACGCCCUUAAUGAUAACGUCGACAUUGGCUCCCAAGAACUAUGGCGAGGGAGUGGUUUCGCAUCUGUGGAGAGCCCGUCGCAUUGGGAGACUCCAGAGCUUCCAACGCUAGAAAACGAGCUAUUUGUUGAACGGAGGAUAGAGCCAAAACCAAGUCGACCACAGGGUCGGGAUCCGACUACCAUUCAGCACAAGCACACUUCUAGCCUCCCGACCAUUCGAUCUACAUCUACCAUGCGUUCUACCCCUUCUAUCAAUACCAAACCACCUACCCGCCCUGGUCAGUCUGCAAGUCGAGCGCCUUCGAGGCCUACGUCUGCGACGACAACUACUGCAUCCACUUCAUCUCGAUCUGCGGCUGGACCUAGCACUGGUGCCUCAUCCAAUAAGCCCUCCGCGAACGCGCGAGCACCCCCCGUUCGUCCUCGGAGCCAAACCACGUCGCAGAUCGCUCGUCCGGUGAGCGCGACUGCUACCAGGCACGAUCCGAAUGCACACAUGCGCUCUGUUGCCUCGAAGGAAGCCACUUCGAUUGCUGCGCGGCCAAAGGCGACGAACUCGGUGUACGCGACCACAGCUGGGUUGUCGAGAACUGCAAGCUCUGCUACAGCUGCGUCCAAACAGACGUCUGCGAGGCUUGGGCUUGCGGCUACGUCGGCGAAGACGAUCGCAGCGGCAUCGCGGCCUAUAACACGGCCCGUCCCAAGCUCUGCUCGUACAACUGCAAGUACGACGCAAGUGACAGUCGCACCGACGAUGGUCAGAGCGGGUUCGGCACCGGGAAAGCGACCAGUGGCCAUGUCUACGGGUACGAAGCCCAAGGCAUCUGUCCCGGACGCAGGUGACUUGCUCCAGUUCGACGAUCCGCUGGCGAGUGAUGAGGACUUCGUGUUUGAGUUUGAUAUUUGUACCGAUUCCUGAAGAGCACUUGCUGUGUGACCUCGUGUCAUUGAAACCCAUUUUAGUCAAGCAUUCGCUAGAAUUACUAUGGCGAGCAACCGACUCAUCCUGGGUUGGAUCGUAUAAGGUUUGUAUCCAUUUCCUUGC